UACGUUUGGGUUUAUUAGGACUGUUCACGGCUAAGAAAACAGCAGUUAGACGAUAGUUUUCUGUUUUCAGUUUCAUUCACGUUUUAUGCCUUUGAAUGUUUCAGUUGUUGUAAAUGUAGUACUUUAUAUAUUUUAAAAGCCAGGCUUAAAGAGUUGUGCGACGUUUACUGAGUUAAGCUCCGCCAGCGGUGCACGCUGACGAUAUAAACAAGCAGCUCGUACUGCUUGCUUCGGGGAAGCUUUUUUACCCUGCAGAUGGGUGGUUCUUUCUGAGAGGCGUUGACGCACAGCGACUGCACCAGGUUUAUUUAGCCGCGACUCCGAACUCCGUUUCAGACGCUGCGCACUGUGUUGCCAUUUCCAGCACUGCUAAUUUCGCUACGUGAGGUAUCUUGUGAAACACUUGUCUUCGCCAUGGCGGACUACAUUCAUGUCCCAGACGAGGCUCCCGCUGUGCCCAAAAUAGAAGUGACGGUCGAUGAGAACGACUACCGACCUGGUGCACUUCGGCUAAUGAAGGAGCUCAGACCCAACUGGAAACCUUCCGAAAUCAAAAUGAAGUUUUUCACCGAUGGAAUAACCAACAAGCUGCUUGGCUGUUACGUGGGCGCAGUCAUGCAAGACGUGGUUCUGGUCCGUAUUUACGGCAACAAAACAGAGCUGUUGGUUGACCGGGAAAACGAGGUGAAAAGUUUCCGAGUGCUGCAUGCACAUCGCUGUGCCCCAAGCCUUUACUGUACCUUCAACAAUGGCCUCUGCUACGAGUUUCUGCAAGGGACCGCCCUGGAACCUGAGCACAUUCGCAGCCAACCUGUUUUUAGGCUUAUUGCGAGGCAGCUUGCCAGGUACCAUGCCAUCCAUGCCCAUAAUGGCUGGGUGCCACGCUCUGACCUGUGGCUGAAGAUGGGCAAGUACUUUGCGCUCAUUUCCAAGUGCUUCAAGGAGCAUGACAGGUUGAGCUUGGAGGUUCCCAGCCCACAGCACCUCCGGAAAGAGCUGGUGUGGCUCCAGCAGAGCUUGUCUGUGCUGGACUCUCCUGUAGUUCUUUGCCACAAUGAUCUUCUUUGCAAAAACAUCAUUUAUAACCAGAGAGAAGGCAGUGUAAAGUUCAUUGACUACGAGUAUGCAGGGUACAAUUACCAAGCCUAUGAUAUUGGGAAUCAUUUCAAUGAGUUUGCUGGCCUGAAUGAAGUGGACUAUAGUCACUACCCAGAGCGGCCCUUUCAGCUACAGUGGCUCCGCUCCUACCUGGAGGCGUACAAGGAGCACAAAGGCCAGGAUGGUGUGGUCACUGACAGAGAGGUGGAGAUUCUCUAUGUUCAGGUCAACAAAUUUGCCUUGGCAUCUCAUUUUUUCUGGGGUCUCUGGGCUCUGAUUCAGGCCAAGUUCUCCACCAUUGACUUUGACUUCUUGGGAUAUGCAAAGCUGCGCUUCAACCAGUACUUCAAGAUGAAACCAGAGACAGUUGCACUGACUUUGCCCGAAUAAAAGCAUUUAAUCUCCUUCUCUCUUCCUCCUGCUUUCUCCCUGCCCCUCACAUGAUGACUGCAAGAUGCCCUCUAGAGGACUGUGUUAAGAAUAACUCAAGUUGAAAUUCCUGUUUGGUCCCCAUUGUCCUUUUCAACAGAGAUGGGACAGAAUGUAGUCCGAUCAUCUGCAGAUACAUCUGGAAAUUAAUUUUGAGGGUUAAAAUGAAGAACGGAUGUAAAUACUGUUAUAAUGUGAAGCCCGUGUGGCUGAAUAGUUUUCACUGAGUCACUUGUUUUGUACUGAUAUCAUCUGGGAUGUGGGCAUUAGACCAGCGUACUGUACUCUGUACUUCCAUCGCCUCCCCAUGUACUUCAUGUGUAAACUGUUGCAGAGACAGAACAAAGUCUCCUACAAACCAGAUACUGAGCAGACCCCUGGAUGUCUGAUAGGCGACCUAAACACUAAUUUGAUUGGCUUGCGAUUAUUUCCAUAUGUACAUAAUAUUGGAGAACAUGAAGAGUCUUAAGGGUAAAAAAAAACACAAAUAUUUUUUUAGGAUAAAGAAAUGCACAUAAACAGCUUUGUGUUCCAAGGAAUCAAUAUGGGUCUUUGAAUCUCAUGUGAUACAAGCUCCACCCCCUUCCUCCUGACUCUGUUUUCACCCUUAUGUUGCCCAGUGCUGCAUAUGGGUGCUACACCUGAGUAGCCGUGUUGUCACUGCUGUGCAGCUAAAGGAGGGCUGUUGUAUUUUGGGUUGCAGGAAAGCGCCUUGUGUUUACUUCUGACGUCUCCAUUGAGCUAAACUGUUGUGUAUCACUGGAUCGGCUCUUGACCUUUCGGGUAGUUUUCACUUUAAUGUAGAUUUUGUGCUUACUGUGGCACUUGGAUGUUUUUUUGUUGUUUUUUAUUUUUUUUUUCAUGUUAACUGCUUCCAGGAAUGCACCUCAGAGGAAUUUGAACAUUCCAUGUUCAUGAUUUCGUGCAGGAAAACAUGGUUGCACUCAUACGAUAGGUCAGUAGUGUUUAGUGGAUUGAACUCACUGUGAGACUGACUGUAAGCUAUACUGUUUUGGACAAGACCAAACCAUUUACACUGUCUGUGGGAAUCAUAUGUAGUAUUCCAUCACCAUGCUGUUCAGUUUGGGUCUCAUUAUGUACUUUAUACUGACCGCUCCUGAAUAACACAUUGAUUCGGCGUGAUUCGGCUUUGCUGAAAAUCAAAUGUCUGAGCCAGUUCUAGGUUUUGUUUAGAUUAUUGGUGUUUAUAAGGGGACGAGCACAGUGAACGUCAUUGUUUAAAAGAGGCAUGGGUCAGAAUGUGACUACCAGAAUAACCUUGUGUAAAAAUAGCCUAAUAUCACUAGAUUUGUACAAAAAAUGUAAAAUAAGCAUGUAAAACAUGAUAUAAUUGAUUUGAUACCCAAACCUUAUGCUGCUGUUGUAUAGCAAUGUGUAACAUUGCUUACUAUUAUCUUUCAUGUAAAUAUUAUUUUGAUACAUGGAGUUACAAAGCAAAACUAUAGAAUGAAAUUAGCCAAAUGUGUUUGCAAUUUUUAAGUUGGCACAGAAUAUUACAGCUUUUAGCUGGACGCUUGACUAGUCAGGCUAGACUUGGAGCUAGCCUGCAGCUGGCCGCUAAACGGGCGUCUCGCUUGUACCUUGCAAACUGUUCCGUGGAUUUAAGACAUUCUGGACUCGAUGAUAGGUGACGCACCUUAAGUUUCCACACUCCACAUGGUCCAUGUUUUUUGUAACCGUAAAUAUUUCCAAAGAGCUGAAUUUGUUCUUGUAUGCAAGUGGGGAAAUGCAGCUGUUGUUCCUACACCUAGCUGACCAGCAGUGUGCAGCAACAAGUGGGGGAGGGGCAGUGCUGCAUAAUUCUAAACAUCAUACAGCUGGAAAAACUCUGGUCAGUCCAGAACAUUUUCUGGCAUCUCCUUAAAAGGACCAUUGACUUUUUUUUUUUUUGUUAGUUAGUUUUUUUUUUCCCUGUAUUAUUUCCUGUAUUAUGUCAGUAAUUGGCCCAUGCCUAGUUUAACAUAUUAAUUAGCUGGACGAUGAGGGUUUGUUAGGGAGAAAAAGGUUUCUUACAGUCACUGAAAUUCUCUUAAUGUUGAAAAACGGAUUUAUUUCUUAGUCAUCAACCAAGCCAGCACCAAAGUGCUGCUACCUUGGUCAUACGUUGUGCAUAUUUCAGUUUUUACAGUUAGCGAUGUUUUUUAUAUAUGUGUUUUAAAAUGGAAAUCCUGUUUGACGGACACUGUCCAAAUUACCUUGGAAUGUAGUGAGGUGAAAAUGCUCUGUUGACCUGCUAAAGAGCAGGUAUUUCAAGGGUUAGUUCUGCACAACCUGUGAAAUUUACACUUCUAGUAAGUGAAGCUGAAAGCCUGUUCACUCGUCUCUAAAUUUCUUGUCUUUAUUGAUGAGGUAGAACUGAAAGAUAAAUGGGCAGCUCGAGGCGAACCCAGUGUAGCUGGGAAGUUAGGCCUGAGAUUGAUGUGAAAACUAGAGUACAGUUGAUGGAGAGUGGCUUGGACUUGUUGGACGGUAGUGUUCUUUUGGGGGUUCGGUUAAUUGACUUUCAGACCACGUUUACUUUAAGCAAAUUUACAUUUAUUUACUUUCUCAGAAUUUGAUUUCAAAUGUGACUAAUUUCUCUAUGAUUAAUCAUUCUUACAGGCUUUAAUUAUCAUUUCUGUUAAUGUAUAUGUGUCAUUUCUGACUGAAUUCUUUUAGAUAGUUCAGAACUAUGUGCCCUUAAAUCUCUUUGGCCACUGUAACAUAUGUACAGCAGACAUAUGUAAUGUAAUGCUUAGUCUACUAUUAGAAUUAAAAAUGUACACAGCAGAAUUUUUUUUUUAAAGAUUACAAUAAAGUGAUUGAUUUCCUGGUAUAAGAGGUUAUCUUGGAUGAAAUGAAGUAAAUGCCUUUGAAAAUAAAGUAUUUACAAAUUA
Girardinichthys multiradiatus is the source of this 4424-nucleotide messenger RNA. RefSeq names its product ethanolamine kinase 1 (gene etnk1). Bases 415 to 1488 code for a protein of 357 amino acids. The record is from RefSeq and is a predicted model, not a curated record. The transcript has 8 exons. Gene Ontology annotation, molecular function: ethanolamine kinase activity. Gene Ontology annotation, cellular component: cytoplasm. Lineage: Eukaryota; Metazoa; Chordata; Actinopteri; Cyprinodontiformes; Goodeidae. Gene Ontology annotation, biological process: phosphatidylethanolamine biosynthetic process.